GCUUAGACUAUGAAGAUUCUAUUUUAUUCCUAAUUUUCUCAUGAGUGGAAACUUCAGGUGAUAAUAUUUUGUUGUCUGAACUCGUCCAUAGCAUUUGGCUCAUGAUACUCUGAAUUGAAAUACUACAUAACACAUGCCCUGUGCUUUUUUCAAACCAUAUAUAUGCACUGCUUUCGUUUCUCUCUUUUUUUUUUUGAUAGCUCUAUAAUAUUUUAAAAUUUUGUUGUACUUACAUACAUUAUGAACCUAUCUUGCCAAAAGGUCCACGUUGUAUUGUUCUGAAGCAAUGCUGUCCAUACAGAAGACUGAACUUAAACAUGUUAUUCUGCCAGAUCUGGCAUUCUGAAUAGUUCUAUAACUAAUUUAGCGCUUGACCUAUAUGUGUAACCAACUAACCAUGAAAUUAGGCGAAAAUAAUAACAAAAAAAAAACUGUCGUUUGGGGGUCCUUAUUUUGUUUUCUCCUCUGGAACAUUAACCACAUAGCUCCGUUUGUACUAUAUUUAUUGAUAAGUAGUGGUGGCACCAUAUUAAACAUGGGUCCUUAUUUUGUUUUCUUCUCUGAAAUAUUAACCAUAUAGCUGUGUUUGUAUUAUAUUUACUGAUUGAUAAAUAGUGGUGGCACCAUAUUAAACAUCUUGUACUUUUUUUUAGAUCAGAUCCUUGCUCUGCAUUCCUUUCACUGAUGAGUAUUGCAGAACUUUUAUGAUCUCCUUUCAGGUUUUUCCUUAACUACACCCAUGGAUAUUUCUAGAUGCACUGUACUGUACACAUGUUUGUACUCAAUUUUCGUUGUUUUCAGUUACUUCUCAAACAAUGGUGUCAAUACUUAAGGAUAUAUGAGAGCAUGGUUUUCUGUAGGUGUUUAUCUCUCUCUCAUUGCUUUAGUCAGUAUAUCCUUGAUGCUAUUGUGGGAGUCAAUUGGUGUGUGUUAUUUCAGGAGUGGAUCCCUUAGUGCCUGGUUACAGAACCUACUGACUUCAGGUCUCAGCAUAUCUAUUGUGGACACCAUAAUCAUCAUAAUGUCAACAAUUCUGUCUAUUGCUUUUCAUGAAUUUGGACAUGCCAUUGCAGCUGCAAGUGAGGGACUACAGAUUGAGUAUGUUGCCAUAUUUGUCGCUGUACUUUUUCCUGGGGCAUUUGUUGCUCUGAACUAUGACCUACUACAAAAUCUACCUCUCUUUUCUAUGCUCCGGAUUUAUUGUGCAGGAAUUUGGCAUAAUGUUAUGCUCUGUACAGCAUGUGUGAUAAUAACAUUAUUACUUCCGGUGAUGUUAUAUCCUCUCUAUGUGAGUGGUGAUGGCCUCAUGGUCAUAGAGGUCCCUGAAAUAUCUCCUAUGUCAGAAUACUUGUCUUCUCAUGAUGUUAUCCUUUCUGUGGAUGGCCUGAAAAUAACAAGAACUGAUGAAUGGAUCAAGAUUCUGAACCAAGGUUCUACAGCAAAAUCUAGUGAUCCUGAGUUCCUUGAAGGCUCUCAUAGAUAUGUUGCCACUAGUUCUGCCAAGGGUUAUUGUGUGCCUGAUUCAUGGAUAGAUGCAAGCAAAAAUCUCUGGCAGAUAAGAGACAAGCUGCCUUGCCCAGAUGAACUGAUAGCCUUCGAAAAAGCUAUCUGUAAUGGCUCAACCAUUUUGACUGAGAAGACUAGCAUAGGUAGUGACCAGAAGGAAGUUGAGGGAAAAUAUUGUUUGAUUGCAAAAGAUGUAGUAAAGCUUAGAAGAUGUGGAAUUGGAUGGCACAGGACUGAAGGUGAUGGAAGUAGUUGUGCAUGUUUUGAGGAUGAGCACUGCUUGGUACCUGUUCUCACCCCAGGCAUUUCAUGGAUUGAGGUCUCCUAUGCCAGGCCAUACUCUUUGGGAUGUUUACAAAAAGCAGGAAAUUUGUUAUCAUCACAUACCGCAAAUAGUAACCUUGGACAGAGUCCUUGUGAAGGAUCUUUUGUUUAUGUGGGUGAUCUGGCAUCAUCAGCACGUUUUGUUAGGUUGUCCCACUACCGACCACGAUGGGCACUUCUACUUUUCAUUGCAGACAUCCCAUAUAUCUUGGAAAAUGGUUUAAGUAGCUUGCUUCAUGCAUCUGCGGCAUUGGCUGUAAUCAAUUGCCUACCGGUGUAUUUUCUGGAUGGUGAAGCGAUUUUGGAGACUACCUUAAGCUAUGUAGCUUGGUUUACCCCAAGACUGCAACGCAGAAUUCUGAAAGUAUGCCGCUUUGUGUGGACGGUUUUAUCAGUUAUUACGUUCUCAAGCAUUUGUUAUUCCACAGUGCUACAUGGUGUUGUAUAACAAAUUACCCAUGGAAUUUUGUCUUGAACAAAGAGAGAAGAUCCUUUUGCGCAUGCCAAUUGUAUUUCGUAUCCUAUAUGAGCUCCUCCCUCCAUUCCAAAUUAUAAUUUGUUCUGGGUUUUCUAUAUACAUACCCCCUCCCAUUUUACU
Sorghum bicolor (sorghum) is the source of this 2428-nucleotide messenger RNA. RefSeq names its product membrane-bound transcription factor site-2 protease homolog. Gene Ontology annotation, molecular function: metalloendopeptidase activity. Bases 839 to 2278 code for a protein of 479 amino acids. The transcript has 9 exons. Gene Ontology annotation, biological process: membrane protein intracellular domain proteolysis; regulation of response to endoplasmic reticulum stress. Gene Ontology annotation, cellular component: membrane; cytoplasm. The record is from RefSeq and is a predicted model, not a curated record. NCBI's taxonomy places the organism in Eukaryota, Viridiplantae, Streptophyta, Magnoliopsida, Poales, Poaceae.